Messenger RNA from Striga asiatica, 585 nucleotides. Lineage: Eukaryota; Viridiplantae; Streptophyta; Magnoliopsida; Lamiales; Orobanchaceae. The record is from the annotation of a GenBank genome assembly.
AUGGUGACUGAGAUUACUGUUGCAGACAUUGAAGAAGUUGCAAUUAGCAACAAUACCACCAAUAUUAAUAUUGGAGCAAGGGGUUUGCCUUUCUUGUCCUUAAACCAUGUCUCUUUUGUCUGCAAAUCAGUCAACAAAUCUGUUGAGUUCUAUGAACAAGUUCUAGGAUUUGUGCUCAUCAAAAGGCCCUCUUCCUUUGACUUUGAAGGGGCUUGUGUGAAGGAGAAAAAAGGCAAAAUAAAUCCAAAAGACAAUCACAUCUCAUUCCAGUGCUCAGACAUGGACCUAAUAGUUCACCAACUGGAAAACAUGAAAGUAGAAUACAUAACAGCAGUGGUAAAAGAAGGUGGCAUAAUUGUGGAUCAGAUUUUCUUCCAUGACCCUGAUGGCUACAUGAUUGAGAUUUGCAAUUGCCAAAACUUGCCUGUCCUACCAAUCUCAUCCUGCUCACUCACGAACAAUAUGUCGAAUCACAAAAUUAACCUCACAUCUGCAUCUGCCUACGGAAGGAUGAAAUGCAGUGGAGAAGUAGAAGCUUUGAUGAUUGAGAACUUAGCUCUGGACAUGAUAAACAUUUCCAUUUGA